Gymnodraco acuticeps is the source of this 4162-nucleotide messenger RNA. It is a transcript of the gene fzd4, whose product is annotated as frizzled class receptor 4. Gene Ontology annotation, cellular component: plasma membrane. Lineage: Eukaryota; Metazoa; Chordata; Actinopteri; Perciformes; Bathydraconidae. Gene Ontology annotation, biological process: canonical Wnt signaling pathway; non-canonical Wnt signaling pathway; retina vasculature morphogenesis in camera-type eye. The record is from RefSeq and is a predicted model, not a curated record. The transcript has 6 exons. The coding region runs from base 1 to 1602 and encodes 533 amino acids. Gene Ontology annotation, molecular function: Wnt-protein binding; Wnt receptor activity.
AUGCCCGGGAUGAUGGUGUGGUUCAGCGGGGCAGCACUGCUCCUCCUGUCCGGGCUGAUGGCUCCGCUCGCUAUGGUGCUGGCUUUCGGCGAUGAGGUGGAGGAAAUGACCUGUGACCCGAUCCGGAUCAGCAUGUGCCAGGGUCUGGGUUACAACGUCACCAAGAUGCCCAAUCUGGUCGGCAACGUGCUGCAGUCGGACGCCGAGCUGCAGCUGACCACGUUCACUCCACUGAUACAGUACGGCUGCUCCAGUCAACUCAAGUUCUUCCUGUGCUCAGUCUAUGUGCCGAUGUGCACCGACAAGGUUCCCAUCCCCAUUGGUCCCUGUGGUAGUAUGUGUCUGUCCGUCAAGAGGAAGUGCCUCCCGGUGCUUCACGAGUUUGGCUUCAUAUGGCCUGAGGUGCUGAACUGCAGCCUCUUUCCACCGCAAAACGACCACAACCACAUGUGCAUGGAGGGCCCGGGGGACGAGGAACCUCCCUACCAGCCUUUUCGUAUUCCUCCCCACCCGGAGGAGUGUCAGGCACUGGGAUCUGCACCUGACCAGUAUACCUGGUUAAAACAGUCUGAAAGCUGUGCUCUUCAGUGUGGCUACGACAGCGGGCUGUACCGCCGAGGGGCCAAAGUCUUCACCGACGCCUGGAUGGCGGUGUGGGCCGUGCUGUGCUUCCUGUCGACCACUCUGACGGUCCUGACCUUCCUGUUGGAUUCACAGCGCUUCUCCUACCCUGAAAGGCCCAUCAUCUUCCUGUCUAUGUGCUGUAAUCUGUACAGUGUGGCCUACCUGGUACGCUUGACACUGGGGAGGGAGCGUGUUUCCUGCGACCUCGAUGCCACUGCAGUACCGAUUCUGGUACAAGAAGGGUUAAAGAGCACCGGCUGUGCCAUAGUCUUCCUUCUGCUCUACUUCUUUGGUAUGGCUUCCUCACUUUGGUGGGUAAUCCUGACCCUCACUUGGUUCUUGGCUGCUGGACUGAAGUGGGGCCAUGAGGCUAUUGAAAUGCACAGCUCCUACUUCCACAUAGCAGCCUGGGCCAUCCCCGCCGUUAAAACCAUCGUCAUCCUCAUAAUGCGACUGGUGGAUGCAGACGACCUAACUGGACUCUGUUAUGUUGGCAACCUGCAGCAGGAAGCGCUCACCGGCUUUGUGGUGGCUCCACUGGCCACAUACCUUCUAAUAGGCACUCUGUUCAUCUGUGCUGGCCUGGUGGCUCUUUUCAAGAUCCGCUCCAAUCUGCAAAAGGACGGCGCCAAAACAGACAAGCUGGAGCGUUUAAUGGUGAAGAUCGGAGUGUUUUCUGUUCUCUACACUGUUCCAGCAUCGACCGUCAUUGGCUGUUACCUCUACCAGCUCUCUCACUGGGGGGAGUUCAAGGCCAGCACCCGGGACUCAUACAUGGCAUCAGAGAUGCUUCGAAUCUUUAUGUCACUGCUUGUAGGCAUCACAUCAGGCAUGUGGAUCUGGUCAGCAAAAACUCUCCACACCUGGCAGCGGUGCACGGCCCGCCUCCUCAGAGACAGCAGGGCGAGCCGGGGGGGCAAGAGGGCACCGGGCGAGGGCUGGAUCAAACCGGGGAAAGGCAACGAGACAGUUGUAUGACAGAAAUAGAGGAAGGGACAUAAAUGGACUUCUACAUGCUUCUCUGUCAAUUGCAGAAACUGACUGUCAAUGAAGAGGACAGAGAAAAAAAUAAGAGGGAGUAGCAGGAGCUUCUCAAGGAAAGGCAUUGGAUGUAAAAGGCAUCGGAAAAAAGCUUGCCGAGAGCAUGCCCCUUCCCUUCAAGCUGCCUCUAACCGGUGUUAUGGAGAAGAAAAGUGGAGGAUUGAGUCGUAAAAGUAGCAAGAGUAGCCUCUACCUCUGUUAGACUUGAUUUUCCCAGAGAGAUGAAUAAACCGGAAAAGGAAGGAGAAAGAGAGCAUCACGUCGACCUCUCUGCCUCUCUUUCCUCCCUGAGCAGAAGAGACUGAACCCGCUGGAGACAGUUAGCCUCAUCCAAUGUGUCUUUGGAGGGUCUUUUGAAGUUCUGAAUUUUACACUGGAGGGUCCUGGUGCAGACAUUGCACAGAUGAAAGUUGACGUUUCCUAAAAGCACCUGACAACUUGAGUUCCUGUAGGGCUUUUAGUUCCAUAUGGGAAAAUCAAAUACCAGAACAACCGCAUCUAAAAUAUAACGAGAACUUAUAAAACAUGGCCUUCAACCUGUGAUUUGUUACAUUUUUGUAAAUUAUUACCGUUUCUACAACAUAAAACAGCAGGGGAUUGUAUUGCUCAGAAUUCUUUGGGAAAGCAGCUUUGAGCUGUAUAUGCACUAUAACUUUAUUCAAUAUGUGUCUAUGCGUGUCACAAGUGCAUUACCAGGGACGGCAGUGAUGUAAUAGCAAAUCAUCACCCAGCAUAUUAGCAUGCAGACUUUAACAGUUUGGUCAGGUUUUAUUGUGAAGGCUUCAGAAAAAUAGUGGUUUUAUUCAAAUUCACUUUUCUUGCAAAUAUUUUUAACGGCAAGAGCAAACAGAGAAAAAUAAGAGAUUAUUUUUCCUAACGUGUCUUAGGUUAAAGGUGGGGUAGGUACAUUUGAGAAACCGGCUCGAGAUACAUUUUUGUUAAAUUCCAUGGAAUGCUCUUCACAUCCCGAUAGCAAUGAAUAUCUUAAAUGCUUUGACAAAAAAUACAUAAAAAAACGUCAUCUGUGGAAGCCGUAGUACUGUAAAAAGCACGACCAAUCAUCUGAGCCGGCCCGGCUAAAAUAACUGGAUGGCCUACCUGCCUGUCAGCCUUCCAUCUGUGCACAAACUUAUCUCGUGCCCUCAUUGGUCAUGUGCGCGUUCAUGUGUGUUGGAGGAGGGGCUCUGUAAGGAAGUGGCAGAUUUUUUUUCCGGCUGUGUAUUUUCAAAUUCUAGCGCACUCAAGCUGGUUUCUCCAAAAUGACCUACCCCACCUUUAAGUCUGUUGUAGCUAUAAAUACGUACCGCAAUUAAUACUGGGAGGACCCCAGAUCUGCCUUUAUUUACCCAUUAAUAUGAAAGCCGUAAGGCUUCUGGGAAAUGUAGGCGUGUGUGUUUUACCUCAGUAAUCUACGAAAAUCACAGCUUACUUCCACUAAUAAGCGCUGUCUUUGUUGAAACCCUGUACUGCAUAUGCUCUUGAGUUACCACAAAAAGUGGGAAAUUAAAUGAUUCCCUCUGUCCUUGUUUCCAAACAUUGGACCCUAGACAAGCUGAAGAGUGAGAGGUUAUUAGACAAUCACUUGCCAAAAGAAACAUUAUGCAAUAACAAAGAGCUAUCACUGACACGCAUGUGCACAAAAACAUUUAUGCAGGUGAAUACACAGCAAUCAGUUUCCACAAAUCUCAACCGCCAUGGGCUAUUAUUACUAUCAUAAUGAUAAUACCUCUAUUGAGACAAUAUCUGCCUCAUUUUGUCUCUUUUCUUUCUGUCUGUUUUUUGUCCGUGUCUCUUUGGCCCGCUGCCUGCCUGUCUCUUUAACCUUGUCCAUUGCAUCAUGGCUCAUUUACCAGACAAUCAAGUCAUCCCUGGAAAUAAUGUUCUAAAUGAUAUUUCAAAUCUUCAUGGAUUACAGAGCCAAGACUUCUUGUUCAUUGUCUGUAGUGGUGCAUUUCCAUGAUAAUGGGCAUCUCCCAACAUUUGAACCUUGCAGUUCUUCUCUAUAAUUGCUUACAGUGCCAAUUAAAGUAGUUGUUUCUGGUCUUACUGCUGGACCCACCAAAAAUGUGCAACUGCUCCAGUGCACUGUAUAUUUGCCUGACAAUCUAUCAAGCAAAGCUCUUGCGUUUCAGUGAGUCUUUGAAUGUAUAAUACCGAAUGUGGGCCAUGUGUGACAUUGAUUUCUACAUUUAAGUAGAGACAAGAAAAUGACUGGGCUGUUUGAAUGUAUAAGGGGUAAGAAUAAGUUGGUGUGUCAUUUGAAACCAGUUAGUGCCUCACAAAGUCCUGUCACAGGUAUUUUUAAGUUAAUGUUUAGAUUGGGACGGAAAAUACAGUGUGUAUUUCCAUGGUCCCAAAAUAUGAUUACUGUAACAACACCCUUAUUGCAUUUAAACAUACUUUUGGAAAAUCGUAGAAACCUGAAAUACCAAUGUUACUCAAACCAUGAUACAUGGGCACUCUCUUAUUACAUUUCCAAAGUCAAACAAACCUUACA